This is a messenger RNA of Octodon degus (degu), 7061 nucleotides long. It is a transcript of the gene Lpgat1, whose product is annotated as lysophosphatidylglycerol acyltransferase 1. Gene Ontology annotation, molecular function: acyltransferase activity. The record is from RefSeq and is a predicted model, not a curated record. The coding region runs from base 49 to 1161 and encodes 370 amino acids. The transcript is spliced from 8 exons. NCBI's taxonomy places the organism in Eukaryota, Metazoa, Chordata, Mammalia, Rodentia, Octodontidae. Gene Ontology annotation, cellular component: endomembrane system.
GCGCACAGGAGGGCCGCGGCCGCGGGCAGGACCGACUCCAGUGCGAGAAUGGCUGUGACUUUGGAGGAAGCGCCUCGGCUGGGCUGGAUCCUGGUGAAAGCCCUGCUGAGAUUCACCUUCAUGGUCGCCAACAACCUGGUUGCCAUUCCAUCCUACAUCUGCUAUUUAAUUCUGCUGCAGCCCCUUCGCGUGCUGGACAGUAAGCGGUUCUGGUGUAUCGAAGGGAUCAUGUACAAGUGGCUCUUGGGAAUGGUGGCUUCCUGGGGCUGGCAUGCAGGAUACACAGUGGUGGAAUGGGGGGAAGAUGUCAAAUCAAUUUCAAAAGAUGAAGCCGUGAUGUUGGUGAACCAUCAGUCCACGGGAGAUGUGUGCACGCUGAUGAUGUGCCUGCAAGACAAGGGAUUGGUUGUUGCUCAAAUGAUGUGGUUGAUGGAUCAUAUUUUUAAGUAUACCAACUUCGGAAUUGUUUCUCUAAUUCAUGGAGACUUCUUUAUAAGGCAGGGAAAAUCUCAUCGUGACCAACAGCUGGUGCUUCUCAAAAAGCACCUAGAAAAUAAUUAUAGAAGCAGAGAUCGGAAAUGGAUUGUUUUAUUUCCGGAAGGAGGCUUCCUGAGGAAGAGGAGAGAAACAAGUCAGGCAUUUGCCAAGAAAAAUAACUUGCCAUUUCUUACACAUGUUACCUUGCCACGGGUUGGGGCGACACAAAUUAUUUUGAGUGCACUUGUAGCGCGACAGGAAAAUGGAAGUCCAGCAGGAGGAGAUGCUAAAGAGCUAGAGAGCAAAUCAAAAGGCCUCCAGUGGAUAAUAGAUACAACCAUAGCUUAUCCCAAAGGUGAGCUUUUAGAUAUUCAAACCUGGAUCCUUGGAUACAGGAAACCAACGGUCACACAUGUACAUUACAGGAUUUUUCCAAUUAAGGAUGUGCCCUUGGAGACUGAUGACCUCACCAACUGGCUCUAUCAGCGAUUUAUUGAAAAGGAAGACCUCUUAGCCCAUUUCUAUGAAACAGGAGCCUUCCCGCCUCCCAAGGGCCAUAAGGAAGCUGUUUCCCGGGAGAUGACCCUCAGCAACGCGUGGAUAUUCUUCAUACAGUCUUUCGCGUUUUUGUCAGGCUAUAUGUGGUACAGCAUCAUUCAGUAUUUUUACCAUUGCCUGUUUUAGAUACUGACUCAGACUUGUCAUAGGAGUUCAGACUUUCAUAAGUGUGCAUUAUUUACAUGUGCAAAUCAGAAUAUAUAAAAAAGCAAAGGAGAUUCAAUGGAAGAAUUACUAUUUAUCCCCCUUUGGGAUAUUUUAAACUACUAAAAUGAGGAUCAGUAAUAGAAUGACCUGCUAAUAUAUUUUAAGAACUUUUCAUGUCUUAAAGCGAUACACUCUACCACAUGUUUAAGCAAACAUCACAUCUGGAGAAGCAGAAAUCAUCAAACCAUCCUUGAAGACCGAAAGAAAAUCUGUGGCCACCAGCUACCGUUGGUCACUGGGUUCCAGCAUGGGGGCUGGGCCCACCCCUCCCAGGUAGCAUUUCUAGGCUCUGCCCGGCCUUCCCACAGACACCUGUGCCGUUGCUGUCACAGUGAGCAGAGUUGGACCACCUCCAGAAGAACGGAUUCAAACUCCAGCCCCAUUCCCAGGCCAAGGAGCAGCAUUGGCCUUCUCUGGGGGGUGGGCAGUUUCCAUCACGCUCCUCCUGGCACAGGCCAUGUCUUGGAACCAGUGCGGCCAGCACCGUGUUUACAUGUGCUGGUGCUUUCCCUUCCUUGGGGGCACGGGACGUCUGUUUUCUCCUUGUGUGUAGAAGGCAUAUCAUAGAUUGAUAAUUGUAUUUUAUAAAAUGCACUUUUAUCAGAUGCAGAUAUAGCCAAGGAUAGUAAUGUACCCUGAAAACACAAGUGAGCCUCUGCAGCAAGCACCUCCCAGAGGCUUCCCUGUCUCUGCCCACUCACCCGUAGGUGCUUUCAGUGCCACCCUGCCCUAUACCCCUCCUGCCACGAUGCCUCAGUCGUAGCUCGAGCCCCCUCCCCAUUUUGACAUAGCACUAAGUGUAUUUGGGGAUGGUUGACACAAAUUAAUGCAAAACAUUUACAUGAUCAGCUUAUAGAAAGUAACUAGUUGAUUAGGAAACUAAGAGCUAGAGCCAAACAUUGUCCUGGAACAGUGAUGAGCGCUCCCCUCAGCCACCGACCCUGGCCAGCCCCAUGCGCCAUCGCUUACUACAUCCAAGCCUUCCACGUAGGCGUGAUCAGGAGAGAGCAGCACAGGGCUUUCUGGCCUUGGCCAUCUGCUGGUGAAGAGGAUAAAGUCAAGCUUCGGUUCUUUCUAGGAAGCCUUUUCUUUAUUUGUCAUUAUGUGCAUCUGAUUUACCUCACGGGAGAACCAAACUCCUAGAAAGUGCUGUACUGCAUUAGUGUUAGAUCACAGAUGUCUUUUGGCUGAGGACGGAGGCUGUCGAGAUUUCUGUCAGUGGUAGUUCUCUGUGAUAAGAGCUUUGUAGAUGCCCCUGUUGUCACUAAUCUCACAAACAGUAAUUCUGAGAAGUAGGUUGUAAAACAAAAAGGCUAAUGUUUUCUGUUUUCAGAUAAACCAAAAAUACUGAAGACAUGUGAAUUUUUCCCAGUUAUGUGGAAAAGGUGGAGCAAUACCAAAUAAAAGCCCACAACAGCUUCAUCUUUAGGGUAGCUCUGAGAAUACAUGGAACAGCAGCAGCAGGCUGUGUUAACUGAAAUACCUCAUGGAAAUUUACUGCUGCCACACUGCAGCAACAGUGUUAAUACAAAUGACUUGGUAACAGUUGUUAUAGAAUGCAAUGUUGUUGAAACCUCAGUAACUAGUUAUGUGUUCUGCAGUGACAGUAAGUGAAGCCAGUCUCACCAGAUGACAGAAAGCCAAAGAGAAGCUGUCUCACACUUCUGUUUGAGGCUGGCACACACCAGUCAGUGUCAGGAUGAGUUGGAAUUGUUGUUUGAGGUGUAGUCGGCCAUCUGGGGAGCAGUUGCUCCCUGCCAAGUAAGUGUGCGCAGUCCUAGCUACUAGGCUGGUCCUCAUCAUGAAGCCUGCCAGAAGUAGAGUGGCUGCUUCUAUCCCAAAAGCAUGCCUCCAUGCACGACGUGUGUGGUGGCCUGGCCACUUUGCCGUUGCUGUGCUCCAUGGGAACAUGACGUUGCUGAGCCCACUGUGCGCUUCAAACUCUCCUGCAAGAUAUCCUACUUCUCCAGUGCAGUGUCCUUUCCGUAGUCUCCAGAGUGACACCUACCUACUACCCCUGUGUGAGUUGGGUUCUGAAUAUAGAUCUGUGAGUUAGUAACAGAUGUGUAUUUGACCUGCCCUCCUCCUCCCCUUUCUGAACAUGUGUUGUCUCCAUUUGCACAACAUGUUACUUGAGAACGUUGGUUGUACUUUCCUGAUGAGCCAGAGUUCAUCCUCUUGCACUGGAAGUAAGAAAAGAAAAUCUGUUCUAUUAUGGCUACUGGGGAAGAGGGCAGCAAGAUGCCACUGUGCAGAGAUGAAUAAAAUGCCUAUCUGUACUUGCUUUGUAAAGACAGAGGCAGGAGGUUUUCAUCUUGCCAAGGCUAAAGAAGACAAAACUGUCCCCAGUUUGCAGAGGCGUUGGUUAGGAUCUUGCCAGUUCUCAGGCCCAGCUGGUAAGCAGGAGUUUGCGCUUGCUGCCGGAGUCCUGGGAUCAGUGAGGGAUAGUGUUUGAGCACCUGCUUGCCCACAAGCAGGCCCAGUGACUGUAAAAGUGACCAUAGUAGCAGCUCAUCCUUAGCUUCCAAAAGAACUGUUGGUGUUGAGAUGCACAUGUGACAGGGAUACCCACAAGCAAUGAAAGAAAAACUAGAGUAGAAAGUGAUGUUUGGGGGACAAACAAGUCAGUAGAGAAUUGAAAUAGGUGUUUUUAAAAAGACAGCUAUGAGUUCGUAUCUAUCGUAUUGUUAAAUAGUCAUUGAUACUACAUCCAGUGCUUAAUUUUCCAUGGUGAAGGAACUAGAGAUUAAGUCAUAGGGAUGCCAGAAAUUCAGUUCUGUGUAGGAGUUUGAAUUUCUUCUCUCAUCAAACAUUUUUUUCCUUCUAGAAGGAUCCUUACUAAUUUAAAAAAUUAUAUGAAUUGUUCAUUAAUUUUUUUUGCCCACAUUUUUAUGAUUGUGUUACGGAGUAGUGAAAGGACAUGGAAGCACCAAAGCUCAAGCAGUCCAUGGGCUGAAAAAGGAGUCCCUGGAUCGUCAAGAGUUGAUGGGGCCUGAAUUGUGCUCAGCCUUUGUGAAGUUGAACCCUUGGGUUCCCCACUGUCACCUCAGAAGGUCUCUGGUGUCGUCCCUCUGGGCAGAUGUGGAGAGGGUCACUCAGUCUCACUCACAUUGCUCGUGUGGGUUUGUCUUGGUGAUGUUCUUGACAAUCACUUCCACAAAGACUCUUCUGAACUAGUUGGUCCUGGUUAUAAUCAUAGAAAGUAGUCUUUAAUAAUGGGUAGUUUUCUUGUAUUCUUUUUAUAUUUAAAAAGAAAAUGUUUUAUUUGCACUACUGAAUAGGAAGAGUUAACUGUUGUCUCUGUUCUUUUUUUUUUUUUUUGAAGUCACUACACAGGACUUCCCUCCAGAGUUACCAUUGUGUAUAUAUUCAGCUCUGGCCCACAAGGGAUGGAUAGAAAUUAUAUAUAUAUAUCAUGGCCUUACAGUGCUAUAGGCCUUCCGUCUGUAACAUGCAAGGCAGAGUCUUCAGGAGCACUGGGUACCAGAUAUAAUGGUUCAUGUUAUGAGAAGUAGAAACUAACAUGUUUGGGACCAAAACCACAUAAGUUGCAAAUUUCUUGAUCACUAAAGGGCCGAGCGUACUCUGGAGCACUCAUUGCUUGGUGCUUUAUUGGAAUCAUUUCAUACCAGUCCCCAACAACUAGGAGCUGGACCCUGGCAAUAUUGCUGCUGAGAGUGCCGACCCUGUUGGGGAAGGGAGACUGUAGCCAUAUGGAAGAUAAAACGUGGAGUUUUCUGCAAAAGUUCCAUCUGAGGAUUUUUACAUUGAAUAUUUUUUAAAAAUGCUUUAAGAGCAAAAAUUGUAAAUGUAUUCUAGUUGCAAAAUAUACACACAUAUUGAAUUGCUUUAUUUUUAUUGUGUAAAACUGUUGACAUAACUGUGGUGCACAAAUUCUUUACAUGUAAGGAGUCUAUGCAUUUUACAGGAACUUAUUUUAUGAUUGGGUAAUGAUAUAGUUGUACAUUCAACUGCCAUUAUUUUUAUUAAGUGCUUUCAUUUUCUUUACAGUUAUUACAAAGUUUUAUUUAUUUUAUAAAGAUGGAUUUUCAUUUUCCUGAUGCCGUAAUGUUUACUUCAGCUUGCUGAUCUUUCUCUGUGUAUCUGCAUGUUGUAAUGUGUGCUGAGAAUGAAUGGAAAGGCUGUGGCAGCUGUAACUGAUACUUGUAAAGGGCUGGUCACACACGGAUCUGGUUUAGGAAUGCAUUUGGGGCUAUAUUAGGAGCCAGAUCCCCUUUUUGGAAAUUGAGAUACGAACCAAAACAAAGGAAUAGAUAGCUGGUUCUAUUUUUUUUUUUCAACCCAGAGAAAAUAAAGGUUGUUUGUUUGUUUUUUUUUUCCAAGUACAGUGUUUUUACUUCUUCAUAACGGGGCCAGGAUGUCUGUUGUACAGAACUCUGUUGGGCAGUAAUAGCUGGGAGCAUUUGGCUCAAGGCCGGUGCAGUGGGCUGCCGCUCACGCAGCUGGAACCGCCAGGAGCAGCACGCUGGACUCCUUCAUGCUCAGAAACGCGUGCUCCCUACUCCCCUCCCUCCCCAUCAGUGGUGUGCUGCUCAGUGCUUAGCAGUCCGCUGGCCUGGAAAAAGCUGUUUGUACAACUGUACAUGAAGUUGUUACAGAUUUUACUGAUAACAAGGAUGUGUAACACAAUUAACAAAUGAUAAUAUAAAUAUUUCAUUGUGAAUUCCAUGUAGCUUCCUGAUUCUCUUCAGAUACCUGGUUGCUUUUUGCUGAACUUCACACAGAGCUGACCUUUGGUUGUAUUUCAGCCAUGAUUUGAGUCAUGAUGUCGCCUCCUGAUUGACUAACUCAUCUCCCAGUGAACUCACUGGUGUAAUAUGUGAUCUUUUAAGCUCCAUUUCCUGGUGCAGGGUGUUGAACCUAAGGCUUCACAUAUACUAGCUGUGCCGUUGAGCUACAUCCCCAGGCCCAAGCUCUUGUUAACCUGGUAUAAAAGCACUUUUUAGGCUCAGCACUAAUUCAAGUUCAUAUGAUUUAAUAAUAGCAAUUGUUUAACAACUGCUGGAAAAUUCUAAAUUUGAACAGUUGAAUCCAGGGAGUCAGUAAAUGCUGUCUCCAGCACACCACACUGCCCUGGUUUGUUUUAUAUUAAACUAUUUAACCAUUAGUGUUGAAUAAACAUCUUGCAUUUAAUUUAUCCAUGGGUCUGAAAAAACCCCUAUUGUUGACCAUGGCGGGGGCUUUAAGGCAUAGGAAAAGCAUUAAGAUCCAUCCCACUGAGUGAGCUUUUGAUUUUGAAGAUGUGACAACAAAUUCCUGAAGUGCAAGGGAAGAGUACAGCUUUGGAAGUUGUCUUAAGGUUUUCAUCUCUCAAAACUAACUGUGGUCUAAGCAUCACGAAGAUUAUGUUUCAUGCAUUUAAAGCAUCGAGUGUUUAGUUGAUUGUCAAGUAUGUUUCAUCCCACUGAAAAUUUUAAAUGUGUUGCUUUAUCUUGCACACUCUGCCAAAUAAUUUAAAUAGUUCCAGUUCAGUCUACCUCUUUUUCAAUCUGGACUUACUAGGCUGCUGUGUGGUGAGGAAGUACUUUCUUUGGAGACAGAAUGCACUAGGCUGAGGCCUGCAAGUGAAUUGAAACACUCAGAUCUGUUGCUGACCAGCCCUGUUCCUCCUGACCUGGGGGAGCCAACUGUUCAUAAUUCCCCCUCAGUAUGAAAAUGUGUUUUUAAAAUGUUUCUUCUUGCUGAAAACUGUAUUUUUAAAAGAAAAUCAUCUUUUGGCUCUCAGAAGUCAGCUGUAUGAGGUGUGACCAUAUCAUAACAUGCUGAUAUAGAAAUCAAUAAAUUUUUACCUCUCAGGA